Messenger RNA from Tachysurus vachellii, 1624 nucleotides. Its product is annotated as P2Y purinoceptor 13-like. Bases 158 to 1171 code for a protein of 337 amino acids. Gene Ontology annotation, biological process: negative regulation of adenylate cyclase activity; G protein-coupled receptor signaling pathway. The transcript has 2 exons. The record is from RefSeq and is a predicted model, not a curated record. Gene Ontology annotation, cellular component: membrane. Gene Ontology annotation, molecular function: G protein-coupled purinergic nucleotide receptor activity. NCBI's taxonomy places the organism in Eukaryota, Metazoa, Chordata, Actinopteri, Siluriformes, Bagridae.
UAUUGCCACCAACAGAGAAGUUGUCAUGUCAGGGGUGUGUUUCCUCACUCAGUUGAACUGUUAACUAGACUUGCUUCACAAUCGAGGUGACAGAUGAACGAGUGACACGCAUGACACCAGAACAGUCGACACGCUCACGUCUUUAAGAGGUUUAACCAUGGCUUCAAACACAACCACUAAUUCAACUAAACCCGUUGAGGAUUGUGGGAUUAAUAUGAAGGUGUGGGAAUUAGCGCUUCCCAGCCUUUAUUUCGCUAUUUUCCCACCUGCCCUUCUGCUGAACCUUGUAGUAGCUUGGAUAUGUUUACACCUCAAAACCAACUCUAAUUUCAUGGUGUACCUGAAGCACUUGGUGGCAGCUGACCUCCUCAUGACCGUGACCUACCCCAUCCGUGGUGCCAGCGAGCUCCCGGGAGCUUCAGCCGGACUGCAUGCUUUCGCCUGCCGAUUCUCCAGCGUCUUUUUCUACCUGGCCAUGAACAUGAGCGUGAUUUUGAUGGGACUCAUCAGCCUUGACCGCUACCUGAAGAUCGUGAGAUCUGGAGGAAGUCUUCUAUGUCAGAACCUGCUCUUUAGUAACAUCCUCUCAUUCUUUUUCUGGUUUGCAUUGAUCAGCUUCAAUACGUUGCCGAUUAUAAUCACGACGAACCAAGACCCUACCAAUAAGCCCGGAGAGUUCUGCAUAGCCAUGAAAUCUGAACUAGGACUUGCUUGGCACGAGGCAGUCAUCAUAAUCAGCAAAGUCAUAUUUUGGGCCGUGUGCAUUUUGAAUGUGUUCUGUUAUACCUUCAUUGCAAAGACAGUUUUGGAGUCAUACCAGAGGUCUCGCGGCAACAACGACAAGCGGAAACGUAAAGCGAAGCUUCGUGUUUUUCUGAUUCUUCUCGUUUUUUUUAUCUGUUAUUUACCAUACCACUCCAUCCGAAUACCUUAUACUAAUCUACAGGUUCAAGCUAGUAGCACAUGUUACAAGCAAGCACUUAGAAUUGGUAAGGACUUCACGCUCUGGCUCUCAGCUAUAAACGUCUGCCUGGACCCCUUGAUCUACUUUUUUCUCUGCCGGGAUUUCAGGGAGAGGUUUUUGGAGAUAUGUGCCAUAAAAAGUCUUUUUCCAUCCUUUCGAAAUAAAAAAGAUGCAUUUCAGUCCACAGAUACUUCACAGCAAGCUUAAUAGAAAGUUGUACGGCUGCAAACAGUGAGAAUGUGUUUUUUUGUAAAUAAUCAGCAUGGCAUGAGUGCUUGUGAAGUGAAAUGGUGUUGAAACCUCAACAGGAAGCUCAAAUUUGAGACCUCACUUUAGAGACCAAAAUAUAGCUUUUUUACUCAACAGUGUUUGUAUUAUAUAAAAAUUUCACUGAAGGUUUUUUGUAAUGUCAAAUGUAAUGUUUUUUUUACAUUUUUUUUAUUGGACAAAAUGUCUAAAGGUCUAAGAGCUGAGCUGCAGUAUCUGUGAAAACCUGACGCAAUGACUAUAGCAGUUCAGAAAUAUUUUGUUUUGCUAAUGUAUGGGCUACUAUGCAUUAAUAAGAAUGUAAUUGUGUUUAAUUUAGACAUUGCUGCUUUAGCUACUGGAUUUGUAUUUUAAUUCAUGAAAUAUAUACAAUAAAGUUUUAUUCUAAUUACA